Molecule: messenger RNA, 411 nt
Organism: Propithecus coquereli (Coquerel's sifaka)
Lineage: Eukaryota; Metazoa; Chordata; Mammalia; Primates; Indriidae
Product: histone H3
Exons: 1
Coding region: 1-411 (136 amino acids)
Cellular component (GO): nucleosome
Molecular function (GO): protein heterodimerization activity; structural constituent of chromatin; DNA binding
Source: RefSeq, a predicted model, not a curated record
AUGGCUCGCACAAAGCAGACCGCUCGCAAGUCGACCGGUGGCAAGGCCCCGAGAAAGCAGCUGGCUACCAAGGCGGCCCGCAAGAGCGCGCCGGCCACGGGCGGCGUGAAGAAGCCGCACCGCUACCGGCCGGGCACCGUGGCCCUGCGGGAGAUCCGGCGCUACCAGAAAUCCACCGAGCUGCUGAUCCGCAAGCUGCCCUUCCAGCGGCUGGUGCGCGAGAUCGCGCAGGACUUUAAGACGGACCUGCGCUUCCAGAGCUCGGCUGUGAUGGCGCUGCAGGAGGCGAGCGAGGCCUAUCUGGUGGGGUUGUUCGAAGACACGAACCUGUGUGCCAUCCACGCCAAGCGAGUGACCAUCAUGCCCAAGGACAUCCAGCUGGCCCGCCGCAUCCGCGGGGAGCGGGCCUAG